GGAGAUGCUCUAGGUGUCUGGUUCAGUAAGAGAGCAGCUCUGAAACCGGAUUGUGCUCUUAGUCUGCUUCCUCGCACUCUUCUCGGAGAUGAAGUUUUUGUGUUUAGUGCUGCUAUUAGUGACACUUGUUUCAGCAUUGCAGCAAGCCCCGCUUGAGAAUUUCACGGUGAAAUGCUGCCCGGUCGGACUUUACUUGGAUAGUUCCAAUUCGAAAUGCAUUUAUGAAAAUGGGACUGAAAGUAGCACCCAAAUUUAUAGACCUUCAUGCUCGCAUGGCAUGUACCUGCUCAACCCAAAUGCGAACGAGGAAGAUUUUUUCCACGAAAAUUCUGAUGGUGACUUAGUGCUACAAGAGCUCGAGAAUGAUGACGCAAACGAACCAGUAUCAAACGGAACAUGGUGUGCAGCAAAUAUACAAUCGCAGCGUGGGAGGCUCACAACAGCGCUAGUUUGUUUUGAAGAUGACAAUGAAGAAUACUCAUCAGGAGUUAUGCACGACGUUUAUGGCGUUUGCAUUCUCAUCUCGGUUAUCUUUUUCAUUCUAACCCUGGCUGUUUACGUGCUUCUGCCGGAACUGCGCGACGUGCAAGGCCUUUGUCUGAUGGCCAACAUUUUUAGUCUUAUUUUGGGCUACUUCAUGCUCUCUGUUAUUCAGCUCUUUGGCUCGGUACUCAGUGAUGCAUCAUGUAUAUUCUCAGCAUUCUUUCUAUACUACUGGCUGCUCUCUGCAUUUUUCUGGCUCAGCGUUGUCUCAUUCAACGUUUGGAGAAAUAUAGUCCCAUCUCGCAGUUGCAUGAUGACCGGACGGACCAAAUUUAUUUCCUUCACAUGUUACGCGUGGGGCACUCCUGCAGUAUUUUUGCUUUUGGUCAUCGGCGCCCACUACGUGCCUGAAGACUUUGGUUCGCUCUACAAACCUCGCUUCGGAGUUUCAAGUUGCUGGUUUUACGGUCCCGAAGAAACGUGGCUUUACUUUUACGGACCGAUCUCGAUAAUUAUUUGCGCCAAUAUCUACUUCUUCAUGACAUCGGCAUUUCAUGUUUGGCGUAGUGACGACAGCAACAACGGCACACAAGUCAAGUCCAAAAAGUUCAAAUGGUUGAUGUACUUGAAACUGUUCAUCGUGAUGGGCAUUACUUGGAUAUUUGAAGUUGCCUCUUUUGCUGAAGGAAGCAAAUCAUGGUUUUGGUACAUAACAGACGUCCUCAACUGCCUUCAAGGGAUUAUCUUUUUUCUAAUUUUAAUCUGCCGCCAACGGGUGCUCCGACUGAUCUGCACGCGACCAUGGGGGUACAAGAUGUUUGGCGACCGUUUCCAGGGCACGCCUGAUGAACUCGACUCGGACGAUGACGACGACGACGAAAACGCCGAGGUCGUCGAGCUAGCAAAUCCGUCCAACAAGUAGGAAUUUGGUGCGAGGCCCGUAUGUGGGACGAGGAAAACUCUUUGCCAGUACCCUUAUUGUUUGCAUUUUGAUAUCAUCUAACAGUGUCAUUUACUGAACAUUUGCAAACUAGCUGCGAUGCGUCAAGUGGCAAACUCGGUAAGAGGAAAACAACGCACAUGCUUAGUCAGAAUCGCAAUUUAUUAUUUACUCCCACAGAGUUUUGAUUGUGGCAUUGUCUAACCACUCACCACUCCCACACCAGCCAACGAAUUAACUGAGCCUAAAAUAUUUUUAAUCAUUUUCGUAUUGUAUGGCAGUGCUCAUUGACAAAGCCCAGUGCUUUUUCGCGUUGCGUGACACGCGAAGCCUUCGAAGUUUCCAUGCAAGCAACUCAAUUCGCGAAAUAGAGACCCUGGGAAGAUAGGAACGGUGAUCAUGUGAAUGGGCGCUGCUUUUGCCUUAAUUACAUUUUGAAUAGUCAUACAUUACGCUGUGCCACUUCGCAGGUGCUUGUCUGUUCCUAAAUAUACGUGUGUAUUCCCUGAGCUGCUUUGUGCGUCACGGACGCUGCGCUACGUCAUCGCAUGUAAUUAAUAGAAUACUAAUGGCAAAAUACGCAGUUCUACUUAACUUGAUUAAUGACUGUUUCAGACGGAUCCAUUACUUUCGCAAUAUAUAUGUCUCAUAAUGUAAAACUCUUUAGAAUGCAUAUUUUUAAUUUUGACUCAAGUAUGUUGAAACGCAAGUUGAAUUUGUACUUAUUUUGGCCCUCGAGUUAAUUGAAGCUGUGCCUUAUUGUAGGUUUAUGUAUAUUAGCUGAUAGCAUCUUCAUGAAGUUGUGCUUUUGCCUUUUCUUUUAAUUGCAUGCCCGUCUAAUAAAGAAAUUCAAAGAUCUUAAUCUAA
Cloeon dipterum is the source of this 2290-nucleotide messenger RNA. Its product is annotated as G-protein coupled receptor Mth2-like. NCBI's taxonomy places the organism in Eukaryota, Metazoa, Arthropoda, Insecta, Ephemeroptera, Baetidae. The coding region runs from base 89 to 1405 and encodes 438 amino acids. Gene Ontology annotation, cellular component: membrane. Gene Ontology annotation, molecular function: G protein-coupled receptor activity. The transcript is spliced from 7 exons. Gene Ontology annotation, biological process: G protein-coupled receptor signaling pathway; cell surface receptor signaling pathway. The record is from RefSeq and is a predicted model, not a curated record.